Molecule: messenger RNA, 798 nt
Organism: Chiloscyllium plagiosum (whitespotted bambooshark)
Lineage: Eukaryota; Metazoa; Chordata; Chondrichthyes; Orectolobiformes; Hemiscylliidae
Product: chymotrypsinogen 2-like
Biological process (GO): proteolysis
Molecular function (GO): serine-type endopeptidase activity
Source: RefSeq, a predicted model, not a curated record
AUGGCUUUCCUCUGGCUUGUAUCCUGCCUUGCCCUCCUUGGCACAGCUUAUGGACGGAGCUGUGGGGUCCCAGCUAUCACGCCUGUCGUUACUGGCUAUGCACGGAUUGUAAACGGUGAAAAUGCUGUCCCAGGCUCUUGGCCCUGGCAGGUCUCCAUGCAGGACACCACAGGCUGGCAUUUCUGUGGAGGCUCCCUGAUCAAUGAAAACUGGGUUGUGACUGCAGCCCAUUGUGGCGUGACCACAGCUAACCUUGCGAUCCUUGGAGCUUACAAUAAAUGUUCAACAAAAGAAGACACCCAGACUAUGAAGAUUGAAAAGGUCAUUACCCAUCCAGCCUGGGAUCCAUAUAAUAUCAACAACGAUGUGACACUGGUGAAGCUCGCAUACCCUGUCAAAUUUACCAACCGCAUUUCCUCCGUGUGCCUCGCAAGUGAUGGUGCCAGUUUCCCAGGGGGCAAGAUGUGUGUCACUUCAGGCUGGGGCUUAACUCAAUCAUCUGCAAGCUACACUCCAUGCCAACUGCAGCAGGCAGCUCUUCCUCUCCUUACCACUGCCGAUUGUCAGAACUUCUGGGGCGACAAAAUCUCAGACAUGAUGGUUUGUGCUGGUGGUGCUGGUGCGACCUCUUGCAUGGGUGACUCAGGUGGACCUCUUGUCUGCAAAGAUGGUGGAGCCUGGUAUCUGGUGGGCAUCGUUUCCUGGGGCAGUGGUUAUUGCUCCACCCAAAUCCCUGCUGUCUAUGCCCGGGUGACUGAGUUCCACUCCUGGAUUGUGCAGACAAUUGCUGCCAAUUAG